UGGAGUUUUUGUGAAUAGCAAAUUAGAAGAUGGAGAGAGAGCUUUACGAGGCAGCUGUAGAAGGAAAUAAGACUUCAUUGCUUAAUCUGCUUCAAGAGGAUGCACUACUUCUCGACAGAUUCAUCACGGAUCGUUACCCUGAAAGCCAUUGCACGUUGGCAUCCAUGCUCGGCCACCUCGAAUUCGUCGAUGAAGUUCUUAUUUGUAAGCCUGAGCUAGCCAAAGAAACCGAUUCUAGAAACUCGUGGCCACUUCACUUAGCUUCGGCAAAAGGGUACCUCCAAAUUGCGAAAAGGUUACUGCAGGUCGAUCCUGAUAUGUCUUGUUAGUGACAUUGAUGGAAGG
This is a messenger RNA of Hibiscus syriacus, 345 nucleotides long. RefSeq names its product ankyrin repeat-containing protein BDA1-like. Bases 30 to 329 code for a protein of 99 amino acids. Gene Ontology annotation, molecular function: protein binding. The record is from RefSeq and is a predicted model, not a curated record. The transcript has a single exon. Lineage: Eukaryota; Viridiplantae; Streptophyta; Magnoliopsida; Malvales; Malvaceae.